AUGCGCUUCUUCCCUGCUCCUACAGGUAGUGAGGCUGCAGACCCUAUUGUCAAGGGGAUCAUUCCCACAGCAAGACAGUCCUUGUCGGACUUGGUAAAAUGGAAGCAAAGAACUGUUGUCGUUAAUGACUUCGGAGAAUCGCACUGCGAAUGGCAAGAUCCCGAGCCUUUGACCAACCCGAUUACGCUCUUCAGGCAGUUGAAAGCCAGAGAUUGGCUCUUUUUCAUCUGCGGUUUCCUCGCCUGGACAGCAGACGCUUUCGAUUUCCAUGCCCUGUCGAUUCAAACCAUCAAGUUGGCUGCCUACUACAAGCAGUCCAAUACAAACAUCACCACUGCCAUCACUCUCACCCUGCUCCUUCGAUCGGUGGGUGCUGCAUUCUUCGGUCUUGCAGGAGACAGGUUUGGCCGAAAAUACCCCAUGGUUCUCAACAUGAUCAUUCUCGGACUUCUUCAAGUCGCUACCAUCUACUGCAAGACCUUCAAGGAGUUUUUGGCUGUCAGAAGCUUGUUCGGUCUAUUUAUGGGCGGUGUCUAUGGAAAUGCUAUUGCCAUGGCACUUGAGCACUGCCCUGUAAAUGCCAGAGGACUUAUGUCAGGUAUCCUGCAACAAGGUUACGCUUUUGGCUACGUCUUGGCUGCAUGUGCCAACUUGGGUGUUGGAGGAUCGACCGAGUCGUGGAAGACCGUGUUCUGGAUUGCUGCUGGCUUUUCCAUCGCUGUUGGACUCGCUCGUCUUUGCUUCCCCGAAAGUCAACAAUUCCUCGAAGCAAAGAAGAAUGGCCACAAGAAUAUCUCAGCCGGCGCAUUCUGGAAAGAGACAAAGCUGAUGCUGGCUCAGGAGUGGAAGAUGUGUGUUUACUGCAUCAUCCUAAUGACUUGGUUCAACUUCUACAGUCACACUUCCCAGGAUUCAUACACCACUUUCAUGCGCCAAGCCAAGGGUCUCAACAACGCAGCUGCAAGCAGAGCAUCAAUCUGGAUGAAGGUUGGUGCUUGUGUUGGUGGGUGCAUCAUCGGCUACCUGUCACAAUUCGUCGGUCGUCGCCGUGCCAUGAUCGCUUCCGCAAUCAUGUCUGGCGUCAUGAUCCCAUCCUGGAUUCUCCCAUCUGGCGAACGCGCAUUGUCAGCAACUGGUUUCCUCAUCCAGUUUUUCGUCCAAGGAGCUUGGGGUGUCAUCCCAAUCCACUUGAACGAGCUUUCCCCACCAGCAUUCAGAUCUUCAUUCCCAGGUCUGACAUACCAAAUCGGAAACAUGAUUUCUUCCCCUUCAGCUCAGAUCGUGAAUGCGUUAGCCGAAAAGAUAUCUGUGAAGGAUGAGGGUGGACCACAUGUUAAGGCUUACGGUCCAGUCAUGGGUAUUGCGACUGCAAUCAUCGCCAUUGGUAUCGCAUGCACUGUUGCUGUUGGACCUGAGAGACGUGGUCGCAGGUUUGAGGCUGAGCCCAUUGCUGGCGCUGCCCUUGACGUUUCAGAUAAGGAUUUGGAAUAUGGAGAACAUGAGAAGAAGGUCGACGUUGAGAAUGUCGAGGCCAAGUCGCAAUAG
Cadophora gregata is the source of this 1545-nucleotide messenger RNA. RefSeq lists its product as uncharacterized. NCBI's taxonomy places the organism in Eukaryota, Fungi, Ascomycota, Leotiomycetes, Helotiales, Ploettnerulaceae. The record is from RefSeq and is a predicted model, not a curated record. The transcript is spliced from 3 exons. Gene Ontology annotation, biological process: transmembrane transport; carboxylic acid transport. Gene Ontology annotation, cellular component: plasma membrane. The coding region runs from base 1 to 1545 and encodes 514 amino acids. Gene Ontology annotation, molecular function: carboxylic acid transmembrane transporter activity.